AUUCCAACAGUGAAAAAGUAGCCGGAGGACACAAAAGUCUGAAAACAACUUCUGGCAGCGGUUUAACAAUAUAGAGUUUAACGCUAAAAGGCAAAUGUCAGGCCCUCGCCUCAGAGAAAGUAUGUCUUUGUUAGCACAAAUGUAAGACAGCUCCCGUUUGGUUCCUGGAUUCUCAGCCUGCCUACCCUUUCCGUGUUUGCUGUCUCCAUAGCAACAAAGCUUCUCUAUUUCCCCCUCUACUGCCUCUGCACUUACAGGGCUAGGUACAUGCACCUUCAUGUCAUCUGUUUGAGAAGCUCACUAUGUUCAGAUAGAUCUUUAGAUUGUUUGACACAGAGUAAAGCAUGAAGGGAGCAGAAACGGGGAAGGAUAAAUGGGCCCAGAGCGGCUGGCGGAUAGAGCAGAGGUACGGGACCAAGGUGCUGAUGGGCAACUGGGCAGAAGACAGACUCCAGGUAGAAAGGAAGUAGCAGGAAAAAGUUUGUUCUGAGCAUUAUUUUUGGCUACAGGGUGGCUUUUUGCAUUCAAUUUGCACAUGGAGACAUAGACUGCUGUGUAUUGCUAUUGUGCAGUCUUUGCAGAAGUUGGUGUGUCUUAGAAGCAAGUGGUGUGUUUGACAGUGUCAGAAAUUACUUGAACUUUAGGACGUAUGUGAAUACAGCCUUUACAUUUCAACUGCAAAGAUUCCCAGUAAGUUAUACAUUGUUGGACUGUUUGGAGAAAACAUGAAUGGCAUGAAUGAAUUUUUUAAUAUUUUUUAAUAUGGUUCUCAAACCACUCUACUGUAUCAAAACAGUGCGAGAAAUGCAUUAGCGAGAGGCUAACAGAAUGUCACUUUUACAGCUUUCUGCUGUUUGUGAGGAAAGUCUUGUCUUUUUUAACAUCCUGUCGAGGUUUUGUUUACUACCUGCAACCUAGCAACACAUCCAUGCUGUUCAACCACCAACACUGGGGAACCUUGAAGUAAAAAAAAAACAACUUAAAAAAAAGUUUAAGGACUGUUUCAACAUUAGCAAGAAGACAUAGCUGCCAAAUACAGAACUAAGAAUGCUCUUUCCUCUACACACACGCCUGCGAUGUUCUUCUUAUUCUUCACAAUUCUCUUUACAGACUGGUUGCAAAGAAACACCACAAACCAGUCUGGCAUACCUGCCUGAACAUUUUUAACUUUUUUUUCGGGUUGUUGUUGCCUAGACAGAGAAAUGUUCCAAAACAUCUCUGGUGGGGUCAGGAAUUCUUGUAAACAUAGGCAAAUCACAUUUUUAAGAAAUAUAUGUAUGGAUAUAGUAUAAUACAGCCAAACAAACACUGCAGUUAUAAGACUUGCUUAAAGUCUCCUGCCUUCUUUAAUUUAACUCGAUGCCACUAACUUCGCCGGAAAACUCUGAACAAAGGCUAUUUCAGUGUGUGUGAUGCAUUACUUUGUCUUCAUCUGACCCGUUGGCAGCAGUGACAGGCUGUAAAAAUAACUUCAAAGAUACAUUCAGUCCUCCGUCUGAUGGUCUGUAAUGCUUUUGUAUGUCAUAUAAAGGCUCCAGCAUCAUAUUGAGUCUGUUUUAAAACCGGUUAAAAGUCUUCAAAGUUCAUUUCAGCACACAAUUUUAAUUGAUUGUGAGAACACAGACAGUCCAGGCCUUAAUAUUCAGCGGACUUGAAACAUAAUACCACACCAGUGGCAGCUUGCCAAGGGUUUUGUAGCGCCUCAGCUGGUAGUCAAAUCUAUAGCAGAGUGAUUAGGCAGGCUGAGUUCAGCCACAUCAGCACAGCCUCCUGCUGGGAGAGGCUCGAGCUGAAGACUAAUUGCAUUGACGUGAGGUGCAGCCAAGGGCUGCUGGUUCAGGAUCUGAGGGGAGAAAUGACUGAAGAAAUACUGUACAACAGAGCCGAUCGAUAGUGAAGUGUGAGCUUUGCUGAUCCUUAGCGCUGAGCUCAUUGCUCAAGUCCCUGUAUACCCUCACUCCUCUUCUUUACUCCUCACUGCCAUGUCUGUUUUUUCUGCUCGACACAGUUCACUCAGAAGCCAGAGAUAGCCAACAGCACCAGUCGUGUAGACUACCGGCCCCACUGGGACUUCAAGCCAGACGUCUCAGAGAGAGGAUCUGCCCUGCUGAGAGCUGAGGUCAGCCGGUAACUGCUCAUUCAUGGCAUUAACACCAAUUGAAUGCCUGUCACAGGCCUGCAAGUCAGGGCUUUCUCCUGCGGAUCUAGGCCACUUCUGCAUAAUAUUGACAGUAGAGAUAAGGACUUGUGAUAAAACUCUUUAUGAAGCAAGUUUCUGGUUGCACUCAGCAGUCAUGAAAAAUGUGUAAAAUCAUCACUCCUACCGGGCACUUAAAGGCUAGUUAAAGCAAUUUGCUGCUGUCACAUGGUGAGCCUUUGAAGAUUAUUGUAAAAGAGUAGGUCGUGCCCUCUAUAUCUUAAUCCACUCAAGGCCAGUACAUACAGGCGGCGCUGAGACUUCUGUAUUGUCUUUUAGGGGAUCCCGUUCAAGCUGCUUUUUGCCCACCAUAGCCCGCCACCCUCUCAUUACUCGGUCACGCAGUAUGAGGAGAGCUAUGGGCAGAGGCGCAACAAUGCUUUGCCCACUCCACGACCCUGCCAUCCCAGCAGCUUGGUGUGGCAGCUUGAAAGGUCUGAGCGGCCAAUAUGUGGUAAGGCACAGCAAGACGUCGCAGCUUUAUUUAUACAACACGCUUCAAACACUCAGAGGGAACUCAAAGUGCUCUACAUGUGCAGAGAGACUUUUGAAUGCAAUUUUAGACGACGAGCGAAAGAACCAAUUCAGAUGGUGCAGAUUAUAUUGCAGUUACGUGUCGUGUAUAGGCUCGUAUACAUCCACAGAAAAAAAUAAAACUGAAUCCAUCACAGCAGCUGCAAAAGACUUUCAUUUUGUGUCGAUUUUGGCCACUUCUGUGGACCACACAGCACGCCUUUUUGAUCUCAACUUCAUUCCUAAACGUUUGACAAAGUCAUUUCAUAUCCAGAUAAAACCCUGAGCUGUGUAUCUUCUCAAGGCACAGAUAGUUUGUGGUUGAAGUUAAAGUUUUCAAACUUCUUGCUCCCUUGAAUAAAUAUCCCUGGGAGGAUGUAACAGGAGCUGCUCAGCCCUUGAAAUAAGUUUUCUGCUCGCCUUUCAUGAAACUAGACAAAUGACAUUAAAUUUGAGACAUGAGAACCCAGACAAUUGAAUUUCCUCUUGGGGAUAAACAAAGUUCUUCUUAUUUUAAUGAUCAUUACAGGGCGUCCAAGGCUAGAUGUAGUCUAAAUAAUAAAAUAUAGACCUAGUUAAUGCUUGAAUAUCUUUUUUCUGAAUCUGUUGGUUCAAAUCCUGCAAACAGUUUGUUCAAAAGAAAAAAGGAUUACAAAGCUGGCCUUUAUCUUGGUUUUUGUCCUGAUGAAACUAAGAGGAUUCAGGCUGGAUUAUAGAAAUAAAAUGUAACAGAAACUUUUAAACAAACAAAACAGCAGUUUUACACUGCAAUUGCUCAAGGCAUUCAUUUUUGAAUGAUUUAAAAAGACAUUCAGAUUGAGGAUAAUGUUGUAUCACAAUGUUAAAAUAUUUUAUCGAAUAGCUGUCAAUAUCAAUCAUGAAAUAUUUAAUUUAAACUCGUGGUGGGUUUCUCUCAAUUUCCAUGGAUUUUAGCGCCCCCUGUGGACGAAUUAUGACUCAUUGAGAGCAGUGGUUGGGAAUCGUUUUGAGUCUCAAUCCCCCUAGAAAAAUAUUAUUGAUCAGUGUUAUUCUGCCUCCAUAUAGCUAUUAAGCUAAUGUAAGGAUAUCAUCAUGGCACCAGUCAGGGCCAUCAUCCCAGCAAAAAUCCUGUCAGUCUGAAACAUCACUAAAUCAAACUUUGUGACUGGUAUGAGUAAAACAAUUACCCAAUAAACAACAUCUAAUAUUUUAGGUCGCUUCAAUUCACAAGCAACCUGCAACUUCCAGGAAUUAAUCUUUGUGCUCCUGUAGGGUCAGGACCCCGAGGUUACAAAUCAGUUAGUCUGUAUGUAUUGUAUUAAAACCUGGACUUUUGUAGACAUGUCAGUUAGACUGAAAUUAUACUAAUCACAGUUGGGGUAACAAAUCUUGAUAAUGCAGCUGGGGAUCAGUUUUCUGGUCCAUGUAUAUGGCUUGAUCUGACCUGAGCAUUCUUCUCAUGCUCAAGAGUUUGCACACCAGGCUUUGGUCCAAAAGUUUAACAGCGUUGCAAGGAAGCCUGGUUGUAAACAAAACCAAAUGAAGAAAGAGAUGAUGAAAGCUGAAACAAAUGAAGGCAGGGUAUGAGAAAAGAGAAAACUGUUGUAUCCUUCCAACAAAAGGCACAGAGUUGUAAAAAUGACAGAAUCUUGCUUGUUUGGUUGAUUGUUUUGUUCUCCCACUAAAUCAAUUCUUGCACCAUGCUUAAAAACUGUGACAAAGAGAGUAGUCCAGUUAUUUCACCGAAUGGAGCUCUAACCUUAGCUUGACUUAGUUAAACAGCUUCCCCUCUUCAAAAGAAAAAAAAAAAAAUUCAGGUAAUCUGGACUUGACUCAAAUUCAACUUGAGAGCCCCAAACUUGACCCAGACUGGAGGUUUGGACUACAACCCUGGCUGAAGCUCAUAUCAGAGUCUAUUAAAAGAUUUCUAACUGGAAGUUUGUUUUUAUGGCUCUGAAAUCAAGCUGAGCAGUAACUUUUAUUCUCUCCUCCUUCCAGCCAAUUGCAAUGAAUUAAAUCAGAGUGUAAGACCACAGUUUAAAUGCCAUGCCACCGCUGCCUGGAGGUGCAGAUUAUACAGGAAAAUGAUAUAUUUAUCCAUCCAGGCACCGGCACUGUGAGUGUGCAGCAAACACACUUAAGCGAAUUAAAUUUUGCAUGGAGCAGACACAUCAGCAGUUGUGCUCAUGAACAAUUAAAUCUGUGUGGCCCCAGAUGCCUUUCCUUGUUCCAGAUCAGUCACCAGUGUAAUUAAUGGCUGCAGUAACAUGGCAGUUAACUUUCUCCUCCCUGCGUUCAUUCACAGCCAACUCUGCCGCGCUGCAGUCCACAAAGCAGCAUUUGGAAAAGCAGCAGUCACGCCUCCCGUCGCUGACAGUGUACAGGUCAGCAUACCAGAAGCACCCACUUAGUGCUGUCUGCCAGAGCCGCUCUGCCAGGGCUUCACGUGGGCUCUCCAGCCACCUUCAUGCGGCCAAUCACAACAACAAGGACCUGGAUCUGAGGCGGCGUCCACUGCUGCAGGUUCCAGAUCCUAGUUUCAGUCAAAAUCCACAAUCACAACAGGUUUACAGACGGCACUGUUGCUACUGAAUCUGAAUCUGUGAGCUGUUUCUGGUUGACUUUAGGAACUGAUUUCCUUUCUAACUAUUUUCUAUCCUAUUUAUGUGACCCAACCCACCUUUUAAUCACAGUUAUGAAAAAAUAAAAGGUGUUGUUCUUGAAA
Messenger RNA from Xyrichtys novacula (pearly razorfish), 5414 nucleotides. The record is from the annotation of a GenBank genome assembly. NCBI's taxonomy places the organism in Eukaryota, Metazoa, Chordata, Actinopteri, Labriformes, Labridae.